AUGGCGUCUUCUACUUUUGUUGUAGUCUCUUCUCUUUUAGCCUUCGUCCUUUCACUUCUCUUCUCCAAUGGCGUCGUUCCCAUGCAUGCAUCUUUCACAAACGGUGUCCCUUUCACCAUCUGCAAGAAAACUAGAAACCCUUCUUUAUGCUUUAACGUCUUGAAAUCUGCUGGCACCACAAAUCUCAAACGCCUCGCCACUUACACCCUCGACCUCGCCAACAACAAGGCUGCUCAAAGCCAUGCCCUCGCCCAGUCCCUGGCAUCCAAGUCCGCUGAUCCCAAGCUUAAGGAGCGCUACGCCAUCUGUGCCGAACACUACAACAACGUCGUCGUCGUCAUCGAGGGUGCGAAGAGCAACUUGGGAAAAGGUGACUACAAUGGUGUCAACAUUCAGGCCUCUAGAGCCAUUACCGAGGCCAGCGACUGUCUGGACAACUUCACGCAACCGCCAAAAGACCCAUCAACGCUGUCGGGCAAUGGGAAGGCUGUGGAAGAUAUUUGUAAUAUUGUCUUGGUUAUAGCCAAUCUUCUUCUUGGGCGUGCCUAA
Molecule: messenger RNA, 549 nt
Organism: Cucurbita pepo subsp. pepo (vegetable marrow)
Lineage: Eukaryota; Viridiplantae; Streptophyta; Magnoliopsida; Cucurbitales; Cucurbitaceae
Source: RefSeq, a predicted model, not a curated record